Molecule: messenger RNA, 908 nt
Organism: Drosophila teissieri
Lineage: Eukaryota; Metazoa; Arthropoda; Insecta; Diptera; Drosophilidae
Product: E3 ubiquitin-protein ligase RNF128
Exons: 3
Coding region: 210-698 (162 amino acids)
Biological process (GO): protein ubiquitination
Molecular function (GO): ubiquitin protein ligase activity
Source: RefSeq, a predicted model, not a curated record
GUAGUGGAGGGGGAGUGCAGCGGAGUGCUCGAGAGGGCCGACGAGGGGAGGACUGAGUGGAGUGUACGGUGGCUGCCUAAACGCUUAUCAGCGAAACGCUCGAUUCAGCGAGUUGCAUUCAUUCAGUCCGCUGUCACCGGCCGAGCAGCAAUACGGCUCGGAUCGAAGCGAAUCGAAUUGAGCUAGGUAUAAAUCGGAAUCGGAGCGGAAUGAGCCAUAACAACGUGAUCUGCACGAUCUGUUCGGAGCGGUAUCGCACCUCGGACAACAUACACGCCGGCAGAUGUGGACACGCGUUCCACGAGGAGUGCCUGGACCGCUGGAGGAAGCAAUCAAGAACUUGCCCCAUCUGCCGCUGCCAGGAUGCAGCGUACUUUCAGCUUUAUCUGGACUUCGAGGAGUCCCCGGGAAGUGCAUCGGCACGGGGUGGCAGUGGGAGUGGCCGUAAUCGGAGCCAAGGUCAGAGCGCCUGCAGUCACAGCAACAGCAACAGCAACAGCAGCAGCAGCAGCAGCAACAACAGCAGUAUCAGCAGCAGCGAUUAUAUGGGAAUUAUGAGGGAGUACGAAAAUCUGCUUUACGAGACGGGUUUGUUCCAAGAAGAGAUCAAAUAUCUUAACCAGCGGAUCGAGGCCCUUACUGUCCGCAAUUCUGAACUCGGCAAUCUGCCUGGAGAGUCGGAUUCGGAUGUUGAUUAAUAGCCGAAACCAGAUGAUUACCCAAUCGAAACUGAAUCUCUUCUCAAGUCAUUGGGAAACAGACAAGCAAAACUUAAAAGGCUGAGCAAAGCAAAAGAAUAACAAAAACAAUAUAAGUCGAUACAUUUGAAAGGAAGCGGCAGGUACGGCGUUAGCAAAUACAUAAUACAUAUAUUAUACCAAACUAUAUAAUAAGAUAAGAAGCCCAAA